CAGGGCAAAGUUUAUGAAACGCAUCAUUUUAGGAAGCAACGUGGGACUAAAAGUAGAAGAUCAUAUGUUGUUUUUGACUUAAAGAACCGCACACUUUUCGACGUUGCACAUUAUGCUGAUUUAGUUGUUGUUGUUUUUUUAUUUUUUUAAGAAAAUAAAGUAAGAUAUAGUUAAAGUGGUGUUCCCGGUUUUUCUAAAGCAUAACCAACAUGGAGCAAAAUUCGCUGGAUUUUCACGAAGACGAAGAAAUAAUUGAAGUCAUCGACCUUGAUGACAUUGAAGCAAGUCCAGAUGACUUGGCUGACGACUUGGAAGAUGUGGACUUUGAGGAGGCUUCUAUUGCAGACGACGACCAGGGCUGGGAGACGGAGGACGAGAUGGAGGCGGAUCAGGAUGACAGCGAGAUGACUUUCUCCAAGCACAGCGGCUCCGUGUUUUGCGUGAGCUUAGACCCGGCCACCAACAGCUUGGCAGUGACGGGAGGAGAGGACGACAAGGCGUACGUGUGGAGGGUGAGCGAUGGCGAAGUGCUGUUUGAGUGCACAGGACACAAGGACUCUGUCACAUGCGCCGUGUUCAGUCAUGACUCGUCUCUCGUGGCUUCGGGAGACAUGAGCGGAGUGAUUAAAGUCUGGAAAGUGGAGACAAAAGAGGAGGUCUGGUCUUUUGAAGUCGGAGAUCUGGAGUGGUUAGAGUGGCAUCCCUGUGCCCCAGUGCUGCUGGCAGGAACAGAUGGCGGCAACAUGUGGAUGUGGAAGAUCCCCAGCGGUGACUGCAAAACCUUUCAGAGUUCUGCUUGCCAAGCCACCACUGGAAAAGUGCUUCCUGAUGGUAAACGUGCGGUGGUGGGUUAUGAGGACGGAACGGUGCGUUUGUGGGAUUUGAAGCAGGGCAACGCUAUCCACGUCAUUAAAGGUCAAGAUGGACACAAGGGGGCGCUGACCUGCCUUGCAUGCAACAAGGACAGCUCUUUAGUACUAACGGGUUCAGUGGAUGGCUUUGCAAAGCUCAUCAACACUGUUACUGGCAAGGUGGUGGGAGUUUUCUCUUUGGAGGGAUGCAAAGCCAAAGGAGCAAGAGGCGAAGAAGAAUCUAACUCUGUUGAAUCUGUGGGAUUCUGUAACAUCCUACCCCUCGUCGCUGUGGCAUACCUGGACGGCACCAUGGGCAUUUACGAUCUCCCCACGCAAGUCCUGCGACAUAGCUGCCAUCACGAGACUGGUAUCGUUCACCUACGGUGGGAGGAGUCUUCUUCAGUGGUGUCCACCAGCAGUUUGGAUGGAGCACUGCGUCAAUGGGACGCUCGCUCCGGCAACAUGUUGUCUGAGUACCGUGGCCAUUCUGCAGAGAUUUUGGACUUCACAAUGAACAGGGAGGCGACGCUGGCAAUCACUGCCUCAGGUGACAACCAGGCCAAAGUCUUCUGCCUCCAAAGACCUGAUCGGUAACGGAAAAAGGACACAAAGGCUUUGUUCACACUGCAGGGUCGACUGUCCAAUUCAGAUUUUUUUGUCAAAUACGAUUUUUUUAUUGACCGUUCACAUUACACAGAAAUAUAAUUUCUAAUGUGAAUGCAAUUUGACCGGCAUGCGAACAUGAUGUCAUGAAGUAGCACGCACUGCAAUGUUUUCGGAAGUAAACAUAGCUUCCACUGGCACAAUUGUGGCCAUUUCAAGGAGUUUGAUUUCUGAACCGAAUUAUUGUGCAUAAAAGAUUAAGAAGGAAGAGGACAAGAAUUUUGUCUCCCGCAGUUUUACAGGAUAUGUCUGCUUGAAGAGCGUGUCUGUGGGCAAGCAGUCAAAGAGAGGAGUGGUAAAACCUUCGCAUUAGUUUCUAAAACCUUUUAUUUUCACCUGUUAUCUGCUUCUUUGUCAACUAUUUAUUUUGUAACCGUCUAUUUUGGCAAAUAACUACGCCGAUUAUCACUUAUUGAUGACGUUCUGGUCGGAUUAAUGCGGCCAGAGCGCUGAAGCGUUCAGAUCACAUGAAAUAAUCUGAUACAGUUUGCAUAUGGGCAAACAAAUUGGAAUUGACCUGCUGUGUGAACAAGACCUAAUAAGUGCAAAAACCUUGGGAAGACAAACUUAAAUUCUCAGGAACGGCAUCUUUUUCCCCUCCUUUUUAAAAAAAUCCGAGCUGCUUUUGUGUGACCAAGAUGCUUGUUGCAUCUUCACUCUGAAUAACCAGACUGAGAUAGUUUAUGUUUAUGUUCAUGUUUGGAAGACAGAAAAAGAUCUUAAAAGAUGUGCUGCGUGUUCUAUUUUUGGGACUAAAAAAAGUUCAACUCAAAAAGCAAUGCAUUAAAAUGUCUUCCCACUCCAGCUUUUAUCUUUUGACCUGCCAACUCAAGUGUAAAUACAACAAUAAAUAAUGAUAAACAUAGUAAAAA
Molecule: messenger RNA, 2389 nt
Organism: Nerophis ophidion (straightnose pipefish)
Lineage: Eukaryota; Metazoa; Chordata; Actinopteri; Syngnathiformes; Syngnathidae
Gene: aamp
Product: angio-associated, migratory cell protein
Exons: 11
Coding region: 210-1448 (412 amino acids)
Cellular component (GO): cytosol
Molecular function (GO): protein binding
Source: RefSeq, a predicted model, not a curated record